AUGUGGCCUCUCAAAGUUAAGACUGCUUAUGAACGCCUUCAAGGAAGCGAGGUUUCUUCAGCCUCAAACUCGUUCACUGAUGGCGAUGCUGAGAAAUUAGACGGGCCUCAUCCGUCCAAUCCUCACCCUCGCAGCAUGUUCCAGUACUUCUACGACGCACUCCGUACAUCAAUCGGUUUAUUUUGCCUCUGGAUAGUUCUAGUGACAGCAUGGAGAACCACUUUUCACUCUACUCCUCGUGUUAUUAGAUAUGAGAAACAAACGCUAGAGUGCGGAAACACCACAGAAGAAGCGGAAGCGCGCGGCUGUGCAUUUGACUUGCUUUCACACAACUGGGUAGCAAAGCAAUGCAUGGAUUCCCUGACAGAAUCGGAGUACCGCGAAUACGUCAGCAGCCAUGAUCGCAAAAUGGGACCCUAUCCUUACUUUCUCGACCCCGAGGGAAAGAAUCGCAUCGUUGGCGAACGUGCCUUUGCACUUCUUGCCAACGGCCCAACUCUCGCUGACCAGCACGUCUAUACUACUCGAGAAGAACACCUGGCACAUUGCAAAUAUCUCCUUCGGCGUACUCAUCGAGCUGCCGAGGGUAAAGUGCAGCUCAAUGACGAGAAUAAGCAGUUUUGGCAUGCAGCGCACUGCUUGGAAGAGCUUAGCAAUCCAAAUAAGAAGCCAAUGGACGAGUUGAAUGAGGGCUUUUAUGUUGGGUUUGCACCUUGUACCAUUGACGUACCAGUAUAA
Molecule: messenger RNA, 738 nt
Organism: Trichoderma breve
Lineage: Eukaryota; Fungi; Ascomycota; Sordariomycetes; Hypocreales; Hypocreaceae
Exons: 1
Coding region: 1-738 (245 amino acids)
Source: RefSeq, a predicted model, not a curated record